This is a messenger RNA of Bipolaris zeicola 26-R-13, 297 nucleotides long. RefSeq lists its product as uncharacterized. The record is from RefSeq and is a predicted model, not a curated record. Lineage: Eukaryota; Fungi; Ascomycota; Dothideomycetes; Pleosporales; Pleosporaceae. The annotation marks the transcript as partial. The transcript has a single exon.
UAUUUUUCUGGCACAUACGGCCAUAGAUUCAAGAAAUUUAGCCAUCCCGUUCGAUCUGGCCUAUACAAGCUUGAAAUCGGCGGAUUAGUAGUCAGGUGGGUGACCACUGGCGAAUCCCCGCUGUCGUAUGUUUUUUUUGCAGUUUUUGCAUCUUCCUCGGUUUUUCUGAAUCACGUGACGUGUGUCUUGCCAUAUUCCUUCAUUGCAUUUCGUAGGACUCUGAGGAAUUUCCACAUCUACUGUCAUAUAGGUUGUAACAACGCGACUAAAUUAUGGAUGUCGACAUAUUACACGUGA